AUGGCAUCACUCCGAUCAAUGCGCAGCAUCCUGCGAGCGCCCGCCCCAGCCCGGCCGCAGACCCUCGCCCCCCGCCAGUUCUUCCUCCGGCAAGCCGCCGCCGCACAGUGCUUCCACAGCUCACCCCGCCCGCAGCUCCCCUACAAGGACGACCAGCACCGCGAGUCCCUCAAGCCCAAGUCCACCGAGGGCAGCAAGAGCGGCACCGACGACGCCGCGGCGCAGUCCGGCGCCGCCUUCGACCCCUCGACCACGAGCCCCGAGGGCGCCAAGGAUAAAGCCGAGAGCGAGGGCGGCGGAAACCCGCUAGACGUGAGCGGCGCGAACCACAGCAAGUCAAAGCCCCUCGGGGAGUCGGGCGGCGGGGAGAUGCAGGGCACCGCGAGGCAGGAGACCAAGAAGUCGAGCCAUGGCCACAGUCCCGAGAAGAAGGGUAAGGUGUAA
Messenger RNA from Diaporthe citri, 444 nucleotides. RefSeq lists its product as uncharacterized. Lineage: Eukaryota; Fungi; Ascomycota; Sordariomycetes; Diaporthales; Diaporthaceae. Bases 1 to 444 code for a protein of 147 amino acids. The record is from RefSeq and is a predicted model, not a curated record. The transcript has a single exon.